AUGCCUGCUAAUAACAUAUGUGAUGGGCCAGAUGGAGAAAAUAGAGAUUUUCGAUACUUUAUCUAUGCAGUGACAUACACUGUCAUUCUUGUGCCAGGUCUCAUAGGAAACAUAUUAGCCUUGUGGAUAUUUUAUGGCUAUAUGAAAGAAACCAAACGAGCAGUGAUAUUCAUGAUAAACUUAGCCAUUGCUGACUUACUACAAGUUCUCUCCCUGCCACUGAGAAUCUUUUAUUACUUGAAUCAUGACUGGCCAUUUGGGCCUGGUCUCUGCAUGUUCUGUUUCUACCUGAAGUAUGUCAACAUGUAUGCAAGCAUCUAUUUUUUGGUAUGCAUCAGUGUGCGACGAUUUUGGUUUCUCAUGUACCCUUUUCGCUUCCAUGACUGCAAACAAAAAUAUGACCUAUACAUAAGCAUUGCUGGAUGGCUGAUCAUCUGCCUUGCCUGUCUGCUCUUUCCUCUCCUGAGAACCAGUGAUGACACCCCAGGAAACAAAACCAAAUGCUUUGUAGAUCUUCCUACCAGGAAUGUCAGUCUGGCCCAGUCUGUUGCCAUGAUGACCAUUGGCGAGUUGAUUGGGUUUGUCACUCCUCUUCUGAUUGUCCUUUAUUGUACCUGGAAGGCUGUUUUAUCACUGCAAGAUAAAUAUCCUGUGGCCCAAGACCUUGGAGAAAAAAAGAAAGCCUUGAAGAUGAUUCUAACCUGUGCAGGAGUGUUUUUAAUUUGCUUUGCACCUUAUCACUUCAGUUUUCCUUUAGAUUUCUUGGUCAAGUCCAACGAAAUUGAAAGCUGCGUAGCCAGAAGGGUGAUUCUGAUAUUUCAUUCUGUUGCCCUGUGUCUUGCUAGUCUAAAUUCUUGCCUUGACCCAGUCAUAUAUUACUUCACCACUAAUGAGUUCAGAAGACGGCUUUCAAGACAAGAUUUGCAAGAUAGCAUCCAACUCCAUGUGAAAUCCUCUGUGAGCAAAUAUACUACUUCUACUAUGACAACUGAAUUAUGCUAA
Eptesicus fuscus (big brown bat) is the source of this 1002-nucleotide messenger RNA. It is a transcript of the gene GPR174, whose product is annotated as G protein-coupled receptor 174. Gene Ontology annotation, cellular component: membrane. Bases 1 to 1002 code for a protein of 333 amino acids. Gene Ontology annotation, biological process: phospholipase C-activating G protein-coupled receptor signaling pathway; positive regulation of Rho protein signal transduction. The transcript has a single exon. The record is from RefSeq and is a predicted model, not a curated record. Gene Ontology annotation, molecular function: G protein-coupled receptor activity. Lineage: Eukaryota; Metazoa; Chordata; Mammalia; Chiroptera; Vespertilionidae.